GCGCAGUGGAUUGUGGGUAGGUCCUCGGGUCGGCCAUUAGCAGUGUUUCUCCGCGGCUGAAGGAGAGGACAGAGUCAUGACGGGAUUCAGAGGUUUCGCUCAUCUCUCCAGACGCUGUUACGCCUCCGCCAGGAGGAGCGAGGCGCUGACCGAACCUCUGCUGACCCGAAAGCCCGCCGCUCCACCAGCCCUCACGCCACAGGACGUCCAGGUGUCCAAGCUUCCCAGCGGCCUCCUGGUGGCCUCUCUGGAGAACUACUCCCCCGUCUCUAAAGUCGGCGUGUUUGUGAAAGCCGGGAGUCGAUAUGAAACCGUGGAAAACCUUGGAGCCACUCACAUGCUGCGGUUAGCGGGCAAUCUGACCACUAAAGGUGCGUCCGCCUUCAGGAUCUGUCGGGGUCUGGAGGCAGCGGGAGCCAGUUUGAGCGUGACGUCUUCGAGGGAACACAUGGUGUAUUCUCUGGACUGUCUGCGGGAUGAUUUUGAGGGCAUGAUCGAGUACCUGAUCAAUGUGACCACUGCUCCGGACUUCAGACCCUGGGAGUUGUCGGACCUCUCGCCGAGGAUCCAGAUCGACAAGGCCGUUGCAGACCAGAGCCCACAGAUCGGUGUUAUUGAGAAGCUGCAUGAAGCGGCGUAUAAGCACGCGUUAUCCAACUCGCUGUACUGUCCAGACCACAUGGUGGGGAGGAUCGGCGUUGAUCAUCUGCAGAAGUUCUUCGCUGAUAAUUACACCAGUGCCAGGAUGGCUCUUGUUGGAUUAGGAGUGAGUCAUGCUGCUCUGAGGAAGGUGGGAGAGCAGUUGAGCGGACUCUCAGGGGCCGGAGCACCAGGAGCCGCAGCCGUUUACCGUGGCGGAGAGCUGCGUGUGCAGAAUGGAGGAGGGCUGGUCCACGCGCUGAUGGCCUGUGAGGGGGCCGUGACGGGCUCCGCCGAGGCCAACGCCUUCAGUGUCCUGCAAAGGCUUCUGGGAGCCGGACCACACGUCAAGAGAGGGUCUAACGUCACCAGCAGACUCAGCCAGGGCAUCGCCAAGGCCACCGCUCAGCCCUUCGAUGCCACGGCUUUCAGCUCCACGUACUCGGACUCUGGGCUCUUCGGGGUGUACAUCAUCUCUCAGGCAGACUCGGCCCGCGAGGUGAUCAAUGCAGCCGUGGCACAGGUGACGGCUGUGGCUGAAGGUAAACUCACCGAGGAGGAUCUGACCAGAGCAAAGACCCAGCUGAAGGCGGAUUACCUGAUGUCCCUGGAGAGUUCGGAGGGUCUUCUGGAGGAGAUGGGUGUUCAGGUGAUCAGCAGCGGCUCCUACAGCUCACCAGAGUCUGUCGCGCAGGCCAUCGACUCCCUCACCGCCAGCGACGUGCUCAAAGCUGCAAAGAAGUUUGUUGAGGGCAAGAAGACCAUGUCAAGUUGUGGACAUCUGGCCAACACACCAUUUGUUGAUGAAUUGUGAGGGGAAAGUCCUAGUAUAAAGUGCACACAUUGUGCUGCUGCUUCCUCGAGUGUAAAAAUAAUCCUGAUUACUGUUGACGGUUGUAUUUUUUUUGGUCUGUUCAUCAUGAAGUCUGGUCUUUAGUAACGGUGUACUGAGAACACAGCCAUCCUUUUCACUGUAUAUGUGCUGUACAUUCAUUAAAGCAAGUCUAUUGGUCAUGAA
Pimephales promelas (fathead minnow) is the source of this 1657-nucleotide messenger RNA. RefSeq names its product ubiquinol-cytochrome c reductase core protein 2a (gene uqcrc2a). Gene Ontology annotation, cellular component: mitochondrion. NCBI's taxonomy places the organism in Eukaryota, Metazoa, Chordata, Actinopteri, Cypriniformes, Leuciscidae. Gene Ontology annotation, molecular function: metal ion binding. The record is from RefSeq and is a predicted model, not a curated record.